Molecule: messenger RNA, 1104 nt
Organism: Bacidia gigantensis
Lineage: Eukaryota; Fungi; Ascomycota; Lecanoromycetes; Lecanorales; Ramalinaceae
Exons: 1
Coding region: 1-1104 (367 amino acids)
Biological process (GO): cell wall organization
Cellular component (GO): extracellular region; cell surface; fungal-type cell wall
Molecular function (GO): 1,3-beta-glucanosyltransferase activity; glucan endo-1,3-beta-D-glucosidase activity
Source: RefSeq, a predicted model, not a curated record
AUGUUCCCUGUCCUCCUCACCCUCCUCACCUUCACCACUCUCUCCACCGCUUGGAUCCCCUCCACCGUCUCCGCUGCCAACACGAACCAGAUCAAAGGCUUCAACUACGCACCAGAAGACGACUUCGCGACCAAGUUCAAGACCGCUCAAAACCUUGAAGGCACCAGCGGCUUCACCUCCGCGCGCCUCUUCGCGAUGAAAUCCGCCAAAGGCAACAAAUUCACCGAAGCCUUCGACGCCGCCAAUGCAACCGGCACCACCCUUCUCCUCACACUGUGGUCAUCCGGCGACCCCGUUUCCGACCCUCUCGGCGACACGGCCUUCGCCGCCGAAAAAGCCGCGCUCGAAGCCGCAUUAGACCAAUGGGUUGGCAAGCCCCCAAACAACAAGCCCGAGGACUUCAAAAACAUGGUCAUAGGCAUCUCUGUGGGCAGCGAAGAUCUAUACCGGUCAUCCGUGUGGGGAACCCCGCGUCAAGACGACUACGGCAACACAGUGGAGAAGAUAAUAGAUUUCGUCGAGCAGACGCGCGUACUCCUCGACUCCUACGCCCUGCGCGGCGUUAUACCAGUCGGGCACGCAGACACCUGGGUAGUCUGGAAGAACGAGUCCACGGGGUACAAGCUGGCGAGCGAUCUCGACUGGGUCGGCCUCAACGACUUCACGUACUGGGAGAACCUAACCGUGACGGAUUUCGCGGCCUUCACUGGCGCGGUAGGGGAAGCGCAGGGAGCCUCUCGCCAGGGCGGCAAUCCGCCCGUGUGGGUCACGGAGUCAGGAUGGCCGGUCACGGGGCUUGAUCGCGGGAAAGCGACGGUGGGGACGGCAAAUGCGAAGACUUAUUGGGAUGGGGUGGGCUGUCAGCAGUUGUUUGGACAUUUUAAUACGUGGUGGUAUACGCUGCAUGAUCCACCGUACGAUCCGAAGGCCACUCCGCCACAGGUGAGGCCGCAAUUUGCGGUUACGAAUGCGGAUGGGGAUACGAAGCCCUUGUUUGACUUGAGUUGCGAUGGGGCGGGGACGACUCAGAGGAGCGUGAAAGAGAGGGGAUUGGAAGGGAGUGAUAAUUAUCGGAGUUCGAGAAGGGGUAGACUAUCCAAGUAG